CUCCCCUUUGACAUCUCCGAAGGCACCGACUUCAUCUCUGGCCUCCGCACAAUCGCCGGCUCAGGUCUAGCAACACACAUCUUCUCCACCACAAAGAGCAUGGAAAAGCGCGCCUUCGUAAACUCCGACGGCGACUUUCUCAUCAUCGCACAACAAGGCAAUCUCGACAUCCAAACCGAAUUCGGCAAUCUCUACGUCCAGCCCGGUGAGAUCUGCGUCAUCCAGCGCGGUCAACGCUUCAAAGUCGCUGUUGAGGGUCCAACCCGGGGAUAUAUCCUCGAAGUAUGGGGCUCGCACUUUGAACUUCCUGAACUUGGGCCGCUGGGUUCAAAUGGUCUUGCUAACGCGCGGGACUUUUUGUACCCCAAGGCUAAUUACACUGUUACCCGUGAUGAUCCGUGGGAGAUCGUGUAUAAGCUUGGCGGUCGCUUCUUCAAGAGCACGCAGAACCAUUGCCCUUUUGACGUUGUUGCUUGGCAUGGGAAUUAUGCGCCUUACAAGUAUGAUCUCACCAAGUUUGUGAACGUGGGAUCUAUCUCUGUUGAUCAUAUUGAUCCGUCCAUCUUUUGCGUUUUGACAGCUGCUUCGCGAGAUGCGAAUGCGCCGCUGGCCGACUUUCUCAUCUUUUCGCCCCGUUGGGAUGUCGCGUCUCAUACCUACCGUCCACCGUAUUAUCAUCGCAAUGCAGCUUCUGAGCUGAUGGGCCUUAUUUACGGAGAGUACGCAGGCCGGUCUGAUGAGUUUCAACCCGGUGGCGUAUCGUUUGAGUGCGGCUGGGUUCCCCACGGUGUAGCCUACGAAGAAUUCAAAGCAGCGUCCGCCCAACCCCCACCGCAGAUGCAAAUCUCCAAGGGUGCAGUGGCAUUCAUGUUCGAGAGCUGCCGACAGCUGACCAUCACAGACUGGGCGUGGAACAGCGACAAGAAGCACGAGCACGAGCCCAAGAUGUGGGAUAACCUUGUCGACAACUUUUCCGAGCACCUUGAUGAGAUUAAUGAGAUCUUGGGGAAGAAAACCCUGUAA
Fusarium tjaetaba is the source of this 1023-nucleotide messenger RNA. Its product is annotated as homogentisate 1 2-dioxygenase. The transcript has 3 exons. The annotation marks the transcript as partial. Gene Ontology annotation, molecular function: homogentisate 1,2-dioxygenase activity. Lineage: Eukaryota; Fungi; Ascomycota; Sordariomycetes; Hypocreales; Nectriaceae. Gene Ontology annotation, biological process: L-phenylalanine catabolic process. Gene Ontology annotation, cellular component: cytoplasm. The record is from RefSeq and is a predicted model, not a curated record.